Messenger RNA from Lethenteron reissneri (Far Eastern brook lamprey), 2044 nucleotides. RefSeq names its product zinc finger protein 629-like. Gene Ontology annotation, cellular component: nucleus. The record is from RefSeq and is a predicted model, not a curated record. Lineage: Eukaryota; Metazoa; Chordata; Hyperoartia; Petromyzontiformes; Petromyzontidae. Gene Ontology annotation, biological process: regulation of gene expression.
UUCACGAGACGAGGAGGCCGAGGAGUCUCCGCAGAGCCCGAAAGGCUUUGGGGGGGGGGGAGGUCCUUUUAGGGAUUUAUUCUUUUGCGUUGGAAGCUACCGCAUGCAGCAACAACAACAACAACAAAUAUUUACACCAUUUUUUUUUUAACCCCAAAAAAGUCAUUCCACGAGAAUGGCGUACACAGUGACCACCGCGGUGCUGGAGCCGAGCAGUGACUUCCCGGCAUGGCUGGAGGCGCAGGGCGUAAAUGAGGAGGUGGCCCAGGCCAUGAACUCGGAGCUGGGCAUCCGGGACUAUGGGGUCCUGCGCGCCUGCAUCAGGGACGGCCUCGUGCGGGCCGAGCUGUUGGCCACGGCACGCGACCGCCUGCCCUUCGGCUUCUAUGCCGUGCUACGGCAGGUGGUGAAGGCCCUGCAGGGCGCCGAGCCCCACGACUCCGCUUCCUCUCCUGGUGACGUGACGCUGGAAGGCCUAGUGGACGUGCUACACGCGCUGUUCAGCGGCUUGAGCCGAGAGCUGCUGCUAUCUGUGCAGAGGCUGGGAGCCAUGGAGAACCCUAAAAUUUGCGUUGCUGACUGCACUCCACCUACAGCGGAUGUUGAAUACAAGGACCUGGCAGUCAAUAAAGAGCUGCCCUCAGAGGAGAGGAAUGAAUUAUCUAUACACACUGAGCACCUGCUGAAAGAAGAAUACACGGGAGAAGUUGCAACUUUGGUUUCCGAAGACUCCAGUCCAAACAAGCCGUUGCACAAAAUAAAAUUGGAAGACCAAGAUGACAUGUACAUAAAUGGACGACCUUCAGAUCUUGGCUUCCAGUCCAUGAACACGACCAUGGGCUGCAUCUCUCACACAUCGCUGCAGAUGACGGAGACUGGUGAGGAGACAUGGGCGGGCAUAGGCCGGCAAACCGUGGGGCCUCCAAUGAUGCCAAUCCCCCAGUACCACCCUCUUGAUGGUGGCGGUGGUGGUGGUGGUGGUCAGGGGGUCAUUCAGUGGGGUGAGGAGAGGCCCUACUCUUGCAAGAUGUGCGUACAAACCUUCACAUCGGAAGCCCACCUCAACGUGCACCUGCGCACACACAUGGCCACGAGGCCAUUCCGCUGCAUCACAUGCGGCAGGUGCUUCUCAAACAGUAGCAGCCUGAAUGUCCACGAGCGGACACACAUGGUUGAGAAGCCGUAUUGCUGCAGCGUAUGCGCGCAGACCUUCUCACAUCUCAGCAGCCUCAAGCGGCACCAGCGCACGCACACGGGUGAGAAGCCCUAUCACUGUGAUGUGUGUGGACAGGCUUUCACGAACAAGCGCAACAUGAAGUACCAUCGAAGCAAGCACGAGGGAAUGGCGCUGCCACAGUGAUUCCACCUCUUGGCACAAUGGUCUGGUGGACAGGUGUGCAUGUAGUGGGUUCGUGCGCAGCGUCCCGUGAAAUGCACGGAGAAAGAUUGACAGAGACACGGGCCUCCCUGCUGUGCAGAUGUAAUUUUCUUAUUGAUAACCCUGCGUUGUACUACAGCCACACUCAUUGAUACCAGUAAAAGGGAGUACAAUCAUGUGAUGCAUGUCCGCAGGGGGGGGCAUGUUUAUCUGGUGGACUAGUAUUCUGCUUUGACACAACUAAACCACAGCCAGGCAUAAAAAUGUGAAUCAGGGCUUUUUUCUGGCUGUCAGACUUUAUUUCUGCUGGCAAGGCCCACUGAGCAAAGCAGCUCUGUUAAAAGGAUAACCAGCCCAAGACUAUCAGUAACAGGGUCAGUUAACAGGACAAUGCCAGUUGAAAUGAAAGCAAUUCACUUGGCAGUCGAGGCAAAUUUGUACAAAAUCUGUAAAUGGUGCUCAUGCUCCCAGCAUGAAGUUGCCUUGAUGAAGAUUUGUUAAAUGGUACAGCAGUGACACAUUAGUGUCUAAUAAAGCUCAGUUCCAAACAAAGCCUUGUAAUGCCUCAAAAUUAACUUUUGGUUGCAUUUUAUUUUAAUCCAAUGUGGAUUUUUUUAAAGUCUAGAAUCUGGUUGACGAGUUUUAUUUUUUUCUAACUUAUGACAA